Molecule: messenger RNA, 3888 nt
Organism: Nilaparvata lugens (brown planthopper)
Lineage: Eukaryota; Metazoa; Arthropoda; Insecta; Hemiptera; Delphacidae
Exons: 8
Coding region: 465-1310 (281 amino acids)
Source: RefSeq, a predicted model, not a curated record
AGUAUGAGUAUGUUUGAUACAGCUAACAGCUAGAUGAGGAACUGAGUAUAUUAUAUGGAGCCAACACACAUCAUUCGCCCACAGAGACAAGUUAGCUCAAUGGAAACAAAACUUGUUCUUUGACAAUUGCCAACACUUUUAAAAGUUGCAAAGCUCAGUAUUCCGUCAAGUUCGCUCAAGUUGGGAUCGGUGUCGUGCUGGAAGUGGUGGUCAAUUUAAGAGUAGUUGGUGCAAUUGAAGUUCUGUUCAUUAUAAUUAGUAACUUAUUCGUUUUUAAUUAAUUUCUUUCAAUUUUCAUAUUAUCGGUUUCCUACGAAUUCUUUGGGUCGAGCCCAGUUUCAUUUUUUAUAAAACUUCAUAUCUGUUUUUAUAAUUGAGCCGACAUUCAACUUUUCAUCUUGUCAGUGUUGUUGACAUUACCUUUCAAGUUUUGUUUUUGAUUGGACAUCAACUAGGAUUGAACAAUGAUUGAGGUAGACACAACUGAACUGGACUUAUUCAACUCACAGGAUCAAAUGCAAAAUGGCAUAGUCACUGAUAAUGGACUUCGUUCAGUGAAAGGCAUCAAGUUCAAAGAGGAAAUUAUCUCCGAUGUUGUCAAUUAUACAACUAAGAGACACUUUGGAGUCCAGCCUUGCUCGAGCAAUGAAUCAGAGCCGCCGCUCGGACCCCUGGUAUUGUUCACCUUCAUCGCUCCAACAAGGACAGAGAAAAUAGAUUCAACUUACAAGGAUCUCCACCAUGCUUUGAAAGCUGCAUUGCAGUCCAAUAAGCUCCAAAAUGGUCUGCUUUUGGAUACCAGGGAGAAAGGAGUACUGUUUCCAGUGGUACAUUUUUCCGAAGACAGAGAGUCGUUGAAGACAUGUCUUUCAGAUGAACACACUUUGGGAGAAGACUUCGUUCUGCAUCAAGGUGUCUAUAGAGAAGUGAGAAGCAUCAAACCAGAGGGAUGCCAAAUACAAAAUGGAGGAUCACAUGUCAUUCCUUCGGCACACAUUGGCUACAUAUUACUUGGCUUCAAAAGCCUAGAUAAAAAUUUCGAUCAGGUAAUGGUGGAUAGCUGGAAAGACUGGACGGGAGCCCGCCAUAUCUACAUGUACCUGCCGGAUGAGUUGGGGUUGGCCAGAAUCAGUUUCUACCACAGAGAGGCGCCAGACAGUCUCAACAUGUUCAUGUACCUUGUACUAGUCGAGUGCCAUAAUAUCACCAAUAGGGAACGACAGAUUCGUCUAUUGGAUUUCGCCCAGAGAAUGCGGGUUGAGAGGAUGUCUGGGUAUAUCUCAGUGUAUGGACAAACUUCAAAUGAUUAGAUUUCAACAGAGGAGGAUAAUUCAAAGUCCAUUUCUUUUUCAUUAUCAACAAAACAGAGUGUAUAAUUUUAAUCAUCCGAAUAAUAGAGAAGAGUACUUUUAAAGAAAAGCUGUGUAAUAUGAACAGAAAAUUCAAAUGUCUAAAUAUCUUCUAAAAUAAUAUAAUAUAGAAAAAAAGCUUCAUGUGAAGUUGGUGCUGCUUGCCUUUUCUGUAAGUGUGUGUGUGAUGUGGUGUGCUGCUGAUUUUAUAAUCAUUUUUAAAAAAUUAUAAUUUUUAUAAUCAACCUAAAAUAAGGCUUGAAGUACUUUAUUGUUCAAGUUUGAUAACAAUUCAAUUUUUCAGAGAAGCUUAAUGGAGAUUAGGAUACUCUAAGUCUAAAGUCGUCCAAGAGCAGAGCUUAUAGUUCCUCUUCUAGUGCCUCUCAUAGAGAAUAAUGAAUGGCUUUUGCUCUUUAGAAUAUCAAAUAAAAUUCUCAUCUCAAUUCUAAAUUCAUAUCUAGAUUAGAACUUAAUUCUAUUCAUAUAAUUUUAUUUAUAUAAUUCUAUUCUUGAUCUUUUUUAUUCGAUAUUCUCCAAUAUUCUUAUGCAGUGGGACGUUUAAACUUACUACUAUAAGAAUUAGAGUACCGUAAUAAUUAUUAUCAGUCAUUGAAGAGAGUACGGUAUUGUAAAAUUGAUGUAUGCUUGAUAACUAUCCAGGUGAUAAUAUGAAACAAUAUUAGAAUAACACUUGAGUUACAAUAUCAAUGUAUCAAUUUUGAAACCGAUAGGUACAUAUUUCAGGUUGAAAAAUUGUUAUUUUUCAGUCAUCUUUGAAUAAUGUUUAAUAUUAUAUUAUUUUGAUGAUAUGAUAUAAAUUUAUAUUCAAUUAUUUUGAAUAAUUAUUUUUAUAUUCCACUAUAGCCUAUUUAUAUUCUAUAAUUGAGCAUUCAAAUAGCCCUAUUGGAUUACGUUAUUGAUAGAUAUUAUAUUUAUUUUAAGAUUUUUGAAUGAUCACUUCCUUGUUUCUGGAACAUUCCAGUUCAAUGAUUAUUGAGAAAAUUCAAUUCAUUACUUUAUAUAAUUAUCUAUUGUAUGAAUAAGUGAUAUAAUAAUGAGUUCUUCUUAUCCUUCCUUGUAAAUAACUGUAAUUAUAAGUACAGGCUUGUAUGAUGAUUUUAUAAUAAUUAUGAUUUUUUUUUCAUAAAAUAGAAUCAUAGUACACUUUAAAAUCAAUAAAAUAAAACAACAAUACAAAUUGUAUUCUAUAAAUACUGUACAAUAAUAUAAUUAUAUUUUAUAAAUACAAGAAAGUAGUCCUGAAUUCAUAGAUUUUGAAUGAUAUAAUUAUUUUAUCUGUGUUGGAAUAAUUACUAUCGCAAAAAUGGGGUUUUGAUAGUUUCAAAGGAUUACAGAUUUACUCAUUUUUGUUCGUCUGUAUUGAUUUAGGCUAUUCAAGAUUAUAAAACAGUCUUCUUGUAUGACAUAUUUAUAGAAAUUGACAUUCCAAUAGAUGAAAGUUGAUAUUACAUAAUGAAUCGAUGAAAUCGAUGAAUCGAGAGAAAUUCAUUCCAUAUAAUAUUAUAAGACAUACUAGACUUAAAGAUUUAUAGAAUAGCCAAAUUAAUAAAAACAUUAUAAAACUUUUAGUACCUACCUUUUUAUUAAAAUAUUUUUAAGUUCUAAAAAACAUUAUAAACGUUUCAAAAAUGUUUUAAUAAAAGGUUACUACAAGUUUCAUUUUGUUUUUAUUGAUUUGAAUAGAGAAACCUGUAUAAGUGAAGUGAUUUUAUAGAAUAGUCAAUAUAGUAGCUAACUUAUAUUUAUAUAGCUAUUCUCUGGUCCAUAGUAAUGUUGCACUGUUGACAGAAUUCAAAACUUAUGAUAAUAUGGGAAAUUACAUUUCUUAAGUUUCAAUGCAGGUUUUAGCAACAUAGGAAAGGGUUAUUAUGUUUUUUAUUGUAUUUUUAGUUGAUACACAUCAAAUUAAACUGAAUAAUAUAUUAAUUAAAAACAAUGAUUAUAAGAUUGAUUUUAUUGAACGAUGAUUGACUAGUAAAUUAAUUAUUAAUAUUUAUCUCCAUAUUUAUCUGAUACAUUUCAAAAUAGUGUUGAUCUUUCUGGUUCAAAACCUAUAGAAAAUUAUGUUUAUGACUCAUAAUAUCGCAUUAUUAUUUGACAUUAUAUAAGAAAUUUCAAUAGGCAUACUAUUCUCGGAAUGUUUAUUUCGUUUCAAUCUAACAAUAGAAUAAGAGACCCCAAAUCUAAUAUAAUAAUAAUUUUCAUCUAAUAACUAAUAUCUCCAAGUGGAUUGAACAAAGUGUUAUCGAAUAAUUCUUGUUGACCGAAUCUAAGAGAUUAUGCUAGCUCUCAGUAUUUCAAGAUCAAAAUAAAAAGAGUGUUAUUAAUUUUAGACAAAUUAUUAUAUUUUGUAUUCAUUGGAUUUUAAUAGGGAUACUUUUGAGACUAAUGAUCUCUUGGCUACAUAGAAAUGGUUAGAUGUAUAUUGUAUAAUAUUGCAAACUAUUUUCUAUUGUUCGUUUGUUGAUAAUAAUAGUUGUGAUAUUUUAUAAUAAUAAUGUAUGAUGCUAUUUCAAAA